CGGAGCAGACGAAGCUUGAGUGUUAGUAGUGCUCACUGUCACGAAGGAAUAAGAGGAUCCAACUGCCCCAGCGGCGGACUAAAUUACACCUCCAUUUCCUUCAGAUCAGUCACGGUCGGCACAGAUCGAAAUGCCUAAAAAAUGUUCACCGAUCUUUCGUUCGUGAGUCUAGUCGACUAGUUACGGGCGAGCCACAUUUGCCGUGUUGAACGCGGAAUGUUGAUUACUGCUUGCAGCCUGCGAUUUUCAAAACGCCUGGAUACGCAUCCCUUAGUGCGCCUAAGAGUCCGUUACCUGCCGAGCACAAAGUGAUAUCCGUGUGAUACAUAGUGAGAGUCCGUGUGAUAGCGACGAAGGCCUCGUUUGCCUGGUUUGCCUGAACUUUCAAGUCCAAGUGACAUUUUAAAUUUCUUCAGCCAUGGCUGUACCAUCUGACGUGGAAGAACUAAUGAGUUUGGGCAAAGAGGAGGCAUCUCGCUUUCUGGCAGAUGAGUGCCAUGAAGGAAAUACGGCGAGACUGUUCGCUGUUAUUGAUGUAGUGCUGACGUUUAAAAGACCCUUCGGCGAUACGAUCGCGUGGUGCAGAAGUCUCGUGUGUUGUGGCGACGAUGUAGAAAACUUCAAAAAACAACUUAAAGAAUUCGACGACGGCAAAAUUUGCGGCCUAGUCUGGACAGCGGACUACGUCGCCUUCAGAUGCAGAACGUGCAGCAUCUCACCGUGCAUGAGUCUUUGCGAACCCUGCUUCCGAUUGGGCGACCACACAAACCACGACUGGAAUUUUUUCUUCAGUCAGGCCGGCGGAGCAUGCGAUUGCGGUGAUGUUUACGUGAUGAAAGAGUCGGGCUUCUGCAAGGACCAUGGACAUCAUGCAGGGGAUAAAAACGGUACAAAGUCAGUGCCAAAAAAAUUGAUCUGCGUUGCCGAGGCAAUAAUGCCAAAACUCAUCCUGUGGCUCAUUCAGCUACUCCGGCUACACAACAACACACCUGACGCCAAGCCCGCUAUAGACAAGUUCAUUGAAUUUCUGCAUGAGUUGAGCAGUAUGGGAUCUGUGAUGCGACGAGUGAUGGCUGCCGCACUUAUCGACCAGGCAGUCUACAAGCACCUGGUCGAUCCUGACAGAGAAGACAACGAAUUGCUCCGACAGAGUCACCAAGGCUACCUGGAAGCCGUCCACUCGCUUCCCUUCCCUGAAGUACCUCCCAGAUUUCAAGCAAUGAGGCAGAAGCUCGAACGUAAGGUGCACUUGACGUUCCUUGAGGAACUCAACUUCUGGAUCGUGAAGAUGGAAUUCCCACAGAGAAUAGUGUGUCUGCUUCUCAAUCUAUUUACAGACGCGGUGUUCAAGGAGGCGAUGACAGAGGCGUUCAUAAUUCAUUAUAGUCGAAUUGCUGUGAUUCUUGCGCGAAGCGCCGAACCCGACCCUCUCUCCAACAGGGUCGUUCACGUCAGUGUGCAGGUCUUCUCCAACGAAAAUUUCGCCAAGAAAAUGACCAAGGAGUACCACUUGCUGCACGUCAUGAUUAUUGGUCUUAGACACAUGCUGGGAGACCUCCACAUCGACAGCGCCAUCAACUACCGAGAGGGAAAACAAAACCCACAUAAAGUGAUUGAUUGCGAAACGCGGGUGAUGAAGGACCACUGCUACUGGCCGCUUGUGUCCGAUUUGAACAACGUCCUCUCUCACAAGGACGUUGCGUUCACAUUCUUGGAGGAUCCAAAUCUUUUGAGUGAGUGGCUGGACCUUCUCUCCUUGAUGCAAGGAAUGAACUUGAACAAGCGAGAGAUGGAAAGACACGUUGAGUUUGAGCCAAGCACGUAUUACGCAGCCUUCUCUGCCGAGCUCGAGGCCAGUGCCUACCCAAUGUGGUCGUUGGUGUCGCACCUCACCGACGCAGGAGAUAUCGACCUGACAAAAAGAGUGCUCAGGAGCUGUCUGGACGCCUUGGAGAGGUGGUUCGCAGCAAUAGGACUCACUGUCGACUCCGAAAUCGACAGCCUGCAAAUGUCGUUCCACUGGCCCCUGCACCGAUUCUACGCCGCGUUUUUAUGCCAGGCAUUGAAGCAGGGGGCACAACUCCACGAAAUCAUGCCUUCAAGUGAUACCCUGAAGCUCAUCAUGACGCACCCGCUCCGCACCCAGGUCGCUUACUACGAAAUAGUGAACAACCUCUGGGUGCGAAACGGAUUGCAGAUCAAGGGCCAAGCCAUGACAUACGCCCAGUGCAACUUCUGCAAUUCUAUGGUGGACGCAGACAUAUUUUUGCUGCAAGUUUGCGCCUCCCAGCUCGAUCCCUCGACUGUUCUGGAGAUAUUUCUCAAAAACUUCCGUGUGCACGAGUGGCUUAGUCUGUCGCCGAAAAAGGAGAACGACAUCUUCACACAAAGCGACGAACACCGAGUGAUGAUGGAGGGCUUCUUCACCUUCCUCGGCAUCGUGUUUUGCACUCGGGCAUCACUGCGUCCGUCCGACGACGAGUCGUCGCAGCGAGAGUUGGUCACUCUGCUCUGCAUGGGCGAUAAAACGCACAGCCAGCUGAUGGACCUGAUGCCAGAACGCUGCAUCUCCAAUACUUGCAAGGACUUGGAGAGCGAAAUUGUCCUGAUUGCGGAGUAUAAAGAGCCAGUCGCGGAUCCGAGUGGAGCCUUACAGCACGGAAUUUUCACCCCAAAGGCAUUUGUGUGGGAAGACAAAUUCGACCCCCUGCACAUCGCCCUCAGAGCCAUCCAGAAAAAAGAUGUCCAGACUGCUAUGGACAAUUUUACUAAAUAUACGGAGCAGACUUAUAAAAUUAAAAAUCCGUGGCCGCCGUACCGUCUGCCGCAAGCAUUUCCUGAACUUUUCCUUGACCCGCGCGUACUCGUGGGGAGUAAAACAAUGCACGCCACCCUCUUCGCAUCGAUGUUCCACGCUCUUAAAUCGGAAAAUAUUCCAGAACAUAUACUUUCUCUAGUUAUUUUUAUUUUGGAAAUGGCUGUCGAACAUGCGAUGGCGCAAAAAUCCGGUAACGAGAUUUGUCAGCAAUUUACUCAGCCGUCGGGGGUAGUCUUCGACCUCGACGUAAAGAACUGGUUCCAAACUGAUAAUCUUUCAGCCAACUUAAAAACAUAUAUCGAAUACGUUGUAAUACCUGAGGUAGUCCCACCAGGCAUAGUGAGUGUCGUUAGCGAUUGCCGCGACACCGAAAUGCUCGCCCUCGACAAUGCUCCUGAAUGCCACAUGGCCGUCGUUCCUGCUGGCUAUUCGCACUUCGGGGCCGGGGCUGGAGACGAGCUUGUUCCAGUGACGGCAAUGAAGGUGUUCAAUCCACCUGAGCCUACUUCCAAGAUGAGAGCGCUGGUGGCAGCUGAGUCCAGCCAGAACAUGAUUGUUGAUGUUGCUUCUUCUUCUUCUUCCUCUUCUUCUUCGGAAGAAGAAGCUAGAGCACUGCCUCCAAAAGAAAAGUUCAAGUCGGUGCGUGUGGGCGAAAACAUGCUGACGAUACUGCUGAAGCUUCUAUCACGCGCUAGCGGCAAGAGCGACUCUUUCAACCCAGACGACUGCAAACCUCAAUCAAGGGGGCCGGACGAAAAGCCGCACCCGGCCAGCGACAGCCGCGUCGGUGACAUGGCCUUUCACAUCGAGAAAGUGCUGCACAAGAUUUGCAAGCUGGACCCCUCGUGCCGGGACUUCAUCCUGCAGAUGAAGCGCAAGUUGUGGCCUGAAGAGGCGAGGCAGAAAGCCACCGAGGAAGAACAUAGGAAAGAACGCGCAAUUUUAGCCCAAAAGCGUCGCUCAAAGAUGUUGGAAGAAUUGGCCAAAAGUUCUCAAAAGUUUAAGCAAAUAGUAGAAGAAUCGGCCCCAACAGAAGAAGACAUGGAGUUAGAUCAGCAGACAUCAAGCGCGAAUCUGUACAUUUGCACGAUUUGCUCAAAAACAAGUGCAAGCACAGAAGAGGAGCCGAUGGGCCUAGUUGCUUUAGUGCAAACCACCAUAGCUCUGGGAUUCAGUAAGAAUUGCAACGCUAAGCAGGACAGCCUGCCUUUGUGCGAAGAAGAAUGCGCCGCCCUACAAAAAUCCUUGGGGAACAACUUGAUGAAGGACUUCGGCAACCGCUUUGAACAGCUUAAAUCGAUCUUUGGUUCCGAAUGCGAAUUGACCAUGGACUUGAGAGGCAAGGGCGGUGUGCACGUGCUGACUUGCGGCCACCACAUCCACGUUAAAUGCCUCAGGGAAUACCUCGACUCGUUAAAGGCGUCCACUAACAAGCCUACCAAUUUAAAUAUAGAGAAAGGCGAGUUCGCGUGUCCAUUGUGCCGUCAGCUGUGCAACACAGUUGUGCCAUUGGCAGUGGAGUCUGAUGAGAACUAUCUGAAAGAUUCGCUCAGGGUGUCGAAGUCUGUCGAAAUCUCGAUGUAUUUGCAGGACAUUCCGCCCGUGCCGGAGAGGAAAAGCGCGAUGGACGAUGCCAUGCAGCGCGCAAUGCAUGACGUGAUAAACUGCUCGAGUGAAACCUGGAACUUAGCGAAACUGGACGAGCCGUCGCUCUUGGCUUUGACAAAUUCGGCGCUGCGCACCAAUCUCGAAAUCCAAGUUGCUCAGCGAGGCGACACCCUGCGCAUGCCUGACGAAUCCGACAGUGCCGCUGAGGCGAGGAGAGCUUGCUUUGUUCCAUUCAUGCAGGUGCUAUCACAUUGCACGAAAACCGUGGCAACCAGUCCUGUGUGGCCUGUUUGGCACAGAGUGGCCGGUCUGGAUCCCAUGGUCGGACACUUGCAUAAUGGAGUUCCUAUCCUGCUGAGAAACCCAACUGCCCUUCUGGUGCAGUUUCUUCUGCUGCUUCCCCCGCGUCUUGAGCAAUCACACUUCACUUGCAUCAUCAGGGCGUUGUACAACCUGCAGUACUUCGAGUGCCUGUUGCAACUGUUGUGCUCGCUGUCCAUGGAGGAGAUAUCGAGCUUCAAUUUUAAUAUGGCUGGGUGGUCGUCGGACUUGACGACCCUCUAUGGUUGCGCAUCGCUGCUGAUGUUCCAUUUCCCCCCAGACUGCGGCCUGUUGAACAACACGGCGAAGCGCUUCUCUGACAAAAUCUCGCAUCUCUCAGACUUGGAGGCAGAGGUGCAGAAGCUUUGCCUGCCCUUCCUGCGCGUAGCCGCCCUGCUGCGCCACGACCUCUACAGACAGCCCAUUCCGGAGAUUCCCCCUGGAACUGGCGGCUUCGUCCAACUCGUCCAUUUCCUCGAACUCUGCACGAACAGCAUGAAUCUCGACACGUUCAACGCAGCCACUGCUCUCAAUUGGGAGCAUCAUGUUAAUCCCCCCGUCCGUGUCAUGGAAUGGCUCCAUGAGUUGUUGACUCUGGUGUUCGAGGGCAAGUCUGAGAUGCGCGACCUGGUGCACCAACACAAGCUGUGGAACCCUCCGCGCCUGCUGCAGAUGCCGAUUACAUACGACCCAGUGUUUCAAUUCUAUCACAAGAGGGAGUGCACUACGUGCGGUACGGUGCCACACGAGUUGAGUCUCUGCCUUUUCUGCGCCAAGACCAUCUGUCUGAAAGGACCCUGCUGCAAAAAAACUAAAUUCGAAACCGUCGAGCAUUCGUUUACAUGCGGCGGUGGUACCGGCAUCUUCCUAGUCGUUCCCUCUUCCUACAUCAUCGUCGUCCGAGGGAGCCGUGCGUGCCUCUGGGGCUCGGUUUACCUAGACACCUACGGAGAGGAGGAUCGCGAUCUGAAGAGAGGGAGACCCUUAUACUUGAGUGAAGCGCGGAUGAACCUCCUGGAACAGCAGUGGUUGAUGCACAAGUUUGACCACAUUAACAAGAAGUGGGUGUAUCAUCGAGAUUCGCUAUGAAGACUCAGGUUUACGAGUGGCUGGCAAUCAAUUCUCACCAACCUCUCCUCCCCCUAUGCGACUGAUUACACGAUAAGAUGCAAAUCAGACAUUAACUCUACGUCGCUCUUGCUCAACUCUUUUAACCACAGAAUUAAUGAAGAAAAUAAAUAUUUGAAAAAUGCGACCACUCGAGAUUGUUUUCAUGUUGAAUAUAAAGAAAACCAGGCUUCAUCCUCGCUGUCAAAAAAAAGGAAUAAUGACAAUGAAUUUCUCUUUUUUGACAACGAGGAUGAAGCCUGGUCAUUAUAUUCAACAAGAAAAUAAAUGUUGUAAAAAUAGUGUACGAUUCUCCCAAUAGAGUGACGUGUUUCCGGAACUCUUCGACUGUAUAGUGCGGGUUGCCAACAGACGCUAUAGUUUAGCCCAGUCCAGUGAUUAGUGCAGAGGCAAACCGCGACAGAGUCCGUCACUUAUACUGUAUAUAACUUUAAAUUCGUCCUGGUCCCGGCAUAAUUGUGCAACGUUCAACAAACACCCAAAUUUUCACUGACGAAUUGAUCGCUCACCUUUUCUUACAAGGAAAAUCACGUUUGGUUGUUGAAAGUUGCGCAAUUUUACCAGGACGAAUUGUAAGAACUGACCUGUCGGAAUCUUCUAAUUGCGCAGCGACAAACGUACAACCUGAAAUGUGAAAGUACGAUUUCUUUGUACGUAAUACCAGAUCUAGUUUUUGUCACCAGCUAAAAUAGGUUUAGUUAGUAUUAUUUUGUCAAAACGCUUACAACAGAUGACGCAACAUAAUGCUAACUGAGGAAAUUGAUCCUUUCGGUGUGCGUUCUUUCUCUGUUAAUCAUAUUAAUUUCUCAUCAUUGUGCUUUGUGAUUCUUCUGAAGGUAAAUUGAAUUCAUCGCUAUUUGACAGGCUAUUUUGAUAGGCUCUUAUUAGCAGGGUUCGCAAAAACCCGCAUUUUUCCGGAAAAAACCACUGCAUUGCAAAAAACUGUUUUUUGCGGGUUUUUCUGCAAUUUUGCGCAUUUUUCUAAAACUCAUGCAUUCUUAUGGGAAAUAAAAAAUUCUCAUGAUCCGGAUGACCAAAAGUAGGAUUUUUCAAAAUCCCCAAAAUCAGUAUUAGAUUCCUUCAAGAGACAGAAAAUUUUAACUCUACACGUAAUUUUAUGAAAUUUCAUACUGAUUUGGAGCAAAAAUUGACUAUUUUUGGGAUAAAUUCGGAAAAAUCCAGCCGUUUUUUUGCGCAUUGCAAAAUUGGCGAACCCUGCUUAUUAGUCGUCAGAUAUAUAUUUAUUCCUGCAAACGCAUAGUACUCAACGUUUUCAAAGCAGUAUUUGAAAAUUCCCAAUAUGUAUGGAAAAGUCACAGUUUUCGCCGCCGAGUUACAGUUUUCGCAACCCCUACUUUAACGUGGGAUUGUCAUUAUCACUGGCGAGAUGUGUAACCCGGCAGAAACUGUAACUUUACCAUAUUUUUUUUUGCUCUUUUUAUCCCUGUCCUCGGACCGGGAAGUGCGCGCACUGCACUGGCACGAAUGCUGAAUUCCGGGUCCCAAUAACACCGCGAACGGAUUGAAUGGGCGCACCAGGCCGCACAGGGACCCAGCCCACUCAAGGGCCUCUUGCCUCCGCACCGAGGACUUUUUUGAAACGCUAGACAUUUGUCCCCUGACGCUAAAUCACGCAUGCUGGAAAGGUGCAAACCAGCCCGUGGAGCAAUUUGAGCAUUUCGAGUCACUAAACUAACCACUUUUUACCUUUUCUGACAUUGGGCAGCCAGUAUUAGAUCUCCGAACUGCUCAAAUACCUCCCCCAUGGCUUUGACACUCCUGAGAGUGCCGCUGAACAAUGCGAGCCAACGGGCUGGUUUUAAAAAUGCACAGUCGGUACUUUCGUUAAACUUUAUAAAUUAAAUGUGUAAAGACAAGCCAGACUGCUCUGACUAUUAUUCUAUUUUUAGUCACAUUCGUGGACUUUGUACCGUGCUUGUUAACCAAAAGUCCCGCUCUUGCUCAUUGUUGAAAUUAAUUUAAUCGUUGAUUGGGCAGUCAAUUAAUAAUUUGUAUUCGUCGCGACUGUGAUUGUACAGAAAAAAUGUAUCCUUCGAUUAAAAUCAUGUUGAGAACAUGACGAAGUGUGUGUAGCCAGUUGCCAGCAUCCCCAACCAAAAGGGUAGAUUUUCCAUUUUUUCGCUGAUGAACAACUUUAGCAAAAAUUGAAAUCCCUUUUGUUGGGGAUACUGGCAAUGGGCGCUGCCGCAGCCGCAGCAUGUCAAUCAAAGGUAAAUUGUAUGGCCAAAAUUUCCACCCCGCUGUGAAGAAAACCCACUAUUUAUUGCACGUAAACUUGCACUUGAAUUUCGUUUGAAUUUCGUUGCUCAUCUAUAUCUACAUUAAUUUAUCGUUUGAACUCGCUGCUGAGUUUUGAAAACACUACUUGAGCGGCUAACAUGUGGCCCGAGUGGCUGCAGAGAAACUGUGGCCUUUUUAUGAACAUAAAAAUUUAACGGCCCCUGUACAUACCAGCCCGUUGAGCUAGUUGAGCAUUUCGAGACACCCCAACUCCCCUGCUUUAUAACACAUCUGGGAAUGUCUUAACAAUGCGAGCCAGCGGGAUAAUUUUUGUUGCGAAAUUGCGUUAACGCAUCUUUGGCUUAAAUAUUCGUAGGUUACUUUAGAAUUUUGGCGAGAAUAUUUUGAAAUGCUGGAUAAUUUUUAGAGAGAGAAAGAAAAUGAAAGAUGAAAUUUCAGAAUGGAUUUUUUCUCUCAAAUUUCAUGUAUACACCCAAUGCUUACACAUAUUUAUGGUACUGAAAAUAUUUUUCAGCAAAGGAGAUUAUUGUUAAUCGCACAUUUAAAAUAUAAUUUUGUAUAUAUACUUGGUUAAAAACAAUUUCAUGUUUUAACGUAAUUGAUGUAGUAGUGGCGAUUACCAGUGAGGUCCAACAAAGGGUUGAAUUAUGAUUGGGAUAAUUUUACUGUUGUUGGAGGUAUUCACCGCUACCACAGCAAUCUAAAUGCGCUGUGACUCUGCACCAGUUUUUAGGCGAGUGAUCUCUCAAAAACAGGUAGCACCAAACUUCAUAAUUUAUUUCCAAAAAAAUGAAAGCGCAGUAAGUAAAUUUCAGUGGGUUUCACAAAAUUAAAAAGAGAAAUUCGUCCUGGUCCCGGUAAAAUUGCGCAACGCUCAACAAACAGCCAAAUUUUCAUUGCCGAAUUGAUUUUUGACCUUUUCUUGCAACAAGGAAAUUCUCGUUUGGUUGUUGAAAGUUGCGCAAUUUUACCGGGACCAGGACGAAUUCAUGAAAUCUUUAUAGUUUUUGGUUUUUUGCACCGCUAAAUCUUAAGUUCUGAAUGUCAGAAUUUUGAAAACUAAACCCACCGUUGGACUUGUCACAACUUCCCUUUUUAUAAUAUUAUUAUUUAGUUUUAAUGGGGUUGAAAGGGGCACCCCUAAACACUCUUGCUGGAUAGGGGAGGUCGAGACGAGUCCAACGGAGGUUAGUUCUUGCAAUUUUGAUUUUUAGAUCUCGAGUUUUGGAGGUUGAAAAGUUCAAAAUUAUAAAAAAUUUCAUGUUUUUUUUUAAUUUUGGAAGAGGAAUUUCUCUAAACCAAAAUUAACACUGCGGGUCUGCAGCACAUAACCAAAACUUAAUUUUCCAACUUGGAAGUUGCCGAGAUGAUUCCGUUAAAGUGCUAGAAAAACGCGCUUUGAUGACUGUUUUUGAGACUCAUUUCGUCAUUUAACUGGUCGCCAUAAAAUAAGGCAAAAAGUAAACAUCAGAAACUGACCACACUACUAACACUAGUUGUUACGAUUAUAUGUACACAUAUUGUAUUAAUUAACCUUAGAUUGUAAUUAAUGCAACGUUUUUUACGGCAUAUUUAAUAUGAUAAUUCUAGUUUGCAUAAGAAACUGAUUUCAAUUAUUCGACGGUGGUAAUGCCGCGCAAUCGUCUCAUUUUAAAGAGGAUUGAUACUGCAAAAUCCGGGAAAAUGCUUGUUGCCAAUGCAACUCUUCCCUUAGGAUUCAGUUGAAGCCUAAAUUGACCCUAGAAGAACUGAAAUAUUUUGAGAAAAUUGGCUGGAAAGUUAGCGUGCUUUUCAAAUGGCAAUGGCUGUCUCCUUACUUGAAAUCCGAUUUGAUUUCAAAACCAAGAGUUUCCCCAAUAAGUGGCAUACACAGUUGGACAGAUCGCGACGAGGGGAAUCGGAAUAGGACAGGAAAAUGUUUUCAAGCGCUGUAAAUUUUGGAGAUAAUAGGCAAUAAUUUAUGAAUUGGUUUUGUAAGGUUCUUUUUUAUUAUUGUAAAAUAAUGUAAAAAUAAUAUUCAAUUGUUGCCCUGUAUCAUAUUACUUUAAUCGAAAAAUAUUUUGUAACCACGAAUAGUACGAAUAAACGUAUUGUUAGGUACAAUGGAAAUAACUUAAA
Cloeon dipterum is the source of this 10255-nucleotide messenger RNA. RefSeq names its product Ubr3 ubiquitin ligase (gene Ubr3). The record is from RefSeq and is a predicted model, not a curated record. Gene Ontology annotation, cellular component: ubiquitin ligase complex; cytoplasm. Gene Ontology annotation, molecular function: zinc ion binding; ubiquitin protein ligase activity. The transcript has 24 exons. Bases 419 to 5836 code for a protein of 1805 amino acids. Lineage: Eukaryota; Metazoa; Arthropoda; Insecta; Ephemeroptera; Baetidae. Gene Ontology annotation, biological process: protein ubiquitination; ubiquitin-dependent protein catabolic process via the N-end rule pathway.